AUGAAGCGCGCGAACACGAUCGACAUCGGCCGCCCGCUCGCCGGCUACAAGCUGGACAGCGACACCGACGACGACGCGCGCGGCCCCGCGGUGCCCAAGUUUCAACCUCAAACGGAGAACGAUAGGAAAUUCGUCGCGUUCAUGCGUAAAAACGAGGAGAAUCAGGUGACCGUCAACGGCCAAUCGAACUGGAGCAGUCGAUUCGGGAACAUCAAGCACGCGUUCGAAAGCCGCGAGCGGGACACCCACAGUCGAUCGUCGAGCUCGUCGUCGGCGCGGCGCUUCUGGCGGGCGGCGGACGAGUCGCCCUCGCCCUCCGCGCCGCGCCCGCGCCGCUUCCUCGCCGACGUCACCAACAACAACGUCGUCAAGCCGCCGUGGACGGCCGAGCGCCGGGAGCCGCGCGCGCCGCUCCCGCCGCCCGUGCCGCAGUCCCCCACGAGGCCCGUCGUCGUCAAACCCUUCGUCGCGAAACCGAUCCCGGUCAACCAGUUCUCGCACGCCCCGAUGUCGGCGUUCAAACCGCCCGCCAAAAUCACGUCGCCCACGAGCGCCCCGGCCCACGUGUGGAGUCCGCCCUCGGUGCUGAACAGCGCGGCGUCCUCGACCACGGAGCCGCCUCCCCCCGCCUACAACGGCACGGGCCACCCGACGGUCGCCAGCCCGCCCGUCCAGAGCGUGCCCUGGGCCGUGCCCGAAAACGACCGGCCCAGGAGAGUCGUCAAUAACGUUUUCAAUAAAUAUGAAUCCCCGCCGCCGCCGCCGAUGGCCCCGCCCGCUUACAGCGAGAGACCGUACAUACCCAACCUCCCCACGCCGCCGACUCACGCGCCCCCGCAGGUCCAAAGCUACCCCGUAAAGACCAUUCCGAGCCAGAACCACCUCGCCGCCCCGGAGCUCGUGAGGAAAGUGGACGACGCCAAACCCUACGCCGGGUCCGCUCCGUUCGUGCCCAAAGUCGACGCGCAAAAACUGCAGAUCGAGUUUUACGAGAGACAAAUUCGGGAGCGAGCUCGCCACGAGCCGACGACCAACGGCCACGCGGAGCCCGGCGAGCGCAAGCCCGCGCCGCCCGCCUACACCGUCACCGACUACACGCCCGCCGACGUGUCCACCUUCGUGCCGCUGCAGCAGACGCCCGACAUCGAGAAGGCGCGCGCGCACAAGGUCGACUACCUGCCCGACGUCGUCAUGAACGAGCAAGACCGCGGCGGCCUCGCGCGCUCGCCCGGCGCCCCGCCCGCCCACCGCGCGCGGGCCGGCCCGGCCCAGAACGGGCACGCGGGCCCGCACGACGACGGGCCCACCACGGAGCACGGCAGCGUGGAGACGCGCGUCAUGCGCGGGCCCGUGCGCGGCGCCGCCACCAUCACGGCCGGCGUGCGCACGCGCCACGACGACGCGCGCCGCGACAGCCUCAAGGGCGCGCUCGACAGAGUCUCCUUUCCGAAACGCGACGCGGCCCACGUAGAGCGGAAAAAGCGCGAGGCCGCCAGGAGUCAGGUACGGGUCCCUGUACAGACCGGCCCCUCCCCCCAGCACGCGCCCCCAAAGCCCCGCCCGCCCCCCGUCGAGCCCGAGAGCUUCCUGUCCCCGGCGGGCCCGCGCAGCCCGCUCGCCGCGUCCCGCGAGUCCGUGCUGUCCGGCGGCUCCGGCGCCUCCAGCCCGCUCAGCCGCUCCGGCUCGUGGAGCCAGCUGGCCGAGCGCUCGCCGGCCGCGUCGCCGCGCAGGGUGGUCGCGCGCGCCAAGUCCAUGCACCUGCUGGCCGUGCCGAAGCUGUUCGAGGGCGGCAUCGCGCGCGACGAGCUCACGGAGAAGAAGAGGACCGUGGAGGCGUACUUCGGCGGGCAGGCGGCCCGGGCGCCGGCGCAGCGCCGCGGCCGGCCGGCGCCGCAGGCCUACUCGCUGGGCCGCAGCCGCACGAUGCCGACGGUGGCGGAGCUGCAGUUCCUCGACGAGAGCAACGCCGACGACGCGUUCGAGGACCUGGUGUCGGCGCUCGCGUAG
Molecule: messenger RNA, 2007 nt
Organism: Ostrinia nubilalis (European corn borer)
Lineage: Eukaryota; Metazoa; Arthropoda; Insecta; Lepidoptera; Crambidae
Exons: 1
Coding region: 1-2007 (668 amino acids)
Source: RefSeq, a predicted model, not a curated record